CCAUUGCUCAUUGACUCUCUUGAUAGAGAGAGAGAGCAAUGGAUGCAUUCUCAUUGUCCUGUCUCUCUACACUUCAAUACCCUAAGCUCCUUUCUACUACUAGCAAUAAGCCCACAACGAUUCCUUCUCCUCCCACCCCUUCCUUUUAUGUCUCCUCUGUUCAGAUCGAAGAGAAGAAGCCCCAGCAGAAGACACCACCACCACCACAAAUCAAACGCCAGCAAAACCCUUUCACUAAAGCUACCACCACCAUACCAAGAGCACCACUUGCUUCCACAACCACAAGAAGACGAGUAGAGCCUUCUCGGCCCACCACCCUCUUCAACACCUUAGAUGACUUCAUCAACAACUUCAUCGACCGUCCUCUCCGACCUUCUUUAGACCCACGAUACGUCCUUGCCGACAAUUUCUUUCCCGUCGAUGAGCUUCCUCCGACUGAAUGCCCUGUCAUCGAGGGCCACCUCCCCUCUUGCCUCAACGGCGCUUACAUACGCAAUGGCCCAAACCCUCAAUACCUCCCUCGUGGGCCCUACCAUGUAUUUGAUGGCGAUGGCAUGCUCCACUCCCUCCGUAUCUCCGGCGGCCGAGCCACCCUCUGCAGUCGCUACGUCAAGACUUAUAAAUAUUACGUCGAACGUACAGCCGGCUCCCCCAUCCUUCCCAACUUAUUUUCCGGUUUCCAUGGCCUCACCGCCUCUCUCGCCCGUGUUGCUCUCUUUAUGGCUAGAGUGCUUGCCGGCGAGUUCAAUCCUGUCCAUGGCAUUGGUGUUGCCAACACCAGUCUCGCCUUCUUGGGUAAUCAGCUAUUCGCCCUCUGCGAAUCUGAUCUACCAUAUGCCGUCCAAUUGACUCCCGACGGUGACAUCGAGACAAUCGGACGGCACGAUUUUGACGGAAAGCUCUUCAUGAGCAUGACAGCCCACCCUAAAAAAGACCCCGACACAGGUGAGACCUUCGCAUUCCGGUGCGGGCUGAGACCUCCAUGUCUAACCUUCUUCCGGUUCAACCCGGAUGGAUCAAAGCAACCGGACGUGCCGAUCUUCUCCAUGACACGACCAUCAUUCCCUCACGACUUCGCCAUCACAAAGAAGUACGCAAUCUUCCCGGACAUACAGAUAGGGAUUAACCCAACGGAAAUGAUAUUCGGAGGCGGGUCAUUAUUCGGGCCUGACCUGGGGAAAGUGCCCCGUGUAGGGGUGAUCCCCCGGGGUGCCAAGGACGAGUCCGAGAUGAGAUGGUUUGAGGUACCCGGGUUCAACAUCUUCCACGCGAUCAACGCUUGGGAUGAAGAGGAGGAUGUGAUUGUGAUGAUCGCACCCAACAUAACACCAGUGGAGCACAUGUUCGAUAUGAAUCUGCUACACGCGUCGGUGGAGAAAGUAAGAAUUGAUCUAAAGACUGGGAUGGUGAUGAGGUUCACUGUCUCGUCAAGGAAUAUGGAUUUCGGAGUCAUAAAUCCCGGGUACGUAGGGAGAGAGACCCGGUACUCGUAUCUGGCAGCCGGAAUGGGGGACGGGUCGAAGAAGAUAUCGGGUGUGGUGAAACUGGACUUGUCGGGUUCGGAGCAUAGAGAGCGAACGGUGGCGUGUCGGAUGUUUGGGGAGGGGUGUUAUGGAGGGGAACCGUUCUUCGUGGCGAGGGAGCCUGGGAAUAGCCACGUGGAAGCAGAGGAUGAUGGGUAUGUGGUGACGUUCAUGCACGAUGAGAACAUUGGGGAGUCGAAGUUUCUGGUGAUGGAUGCCAAGUCACCGUCGUUGGAGAUCGUGGCCGCAGUGAAGCUGCCACGUCGAGUACCAUACGGAUUCCACGGGCUCUUCGUUAAGGAAAGCGACCUAAAACAUAUUUGA
This is a messenger RNA of Telopea speciosissima, 1847 nucleotides long. Its product is annotated as probable carotenoid cleavage dioxygenase 4, chloroplastic. NCBI's taxonomy places the organism in Eukaryota, Viridiplantae, Streptophyta, Magnoliopsida, Proteales, Proteaceae. Gene Ontology annotation, cellular component: chloroplast stroma. The transcript has a single exon. Bases 39 to 1847 code for a protein of 602 amino acids. The record is from RefSeq and is a predicted model, not a curated record. Gene Ontology annotation, biological process: carotene catabolic process. Gene Ontology annotation, molecular function: carotenoid dioxygenase activity.